Zerene cesonia (dogface butterfly) is the source of this 1362-nucleotide messenger RNA. RefSeq names its product probable inactive tRNA-specific adenosine deaminase-like protein 3. Gene Ontology annotation, molecular function: tRNA-specific adenosine-34 deaminase activity. The transcript is spliced from 2 exons. Gene Ontology annotation, cellular component: nucleus; cytoplasm. The record is from RefSeq and is a predicted model, not a curated record. The coding region runs from base 210 to 1334 and encodes 374 amino acids. Gene Ontology annotation, biological process: tRNA wobble adenosine to inosine editing. Lineage: Eukaryota; Metazoa; Arthropoda; Insecta; Lepidoptera; Pieridae.
GAACUCGGAAGCGAUUUAAUGGCUGCUCGUCGCUAUAUUUUCAUAAUUUCAACGUGUGAGAAGUAAAUAAUAUUCCAUUUAGAUAAAGAUUAAGUCAUUAUUAUUCAUUCAGUGCUUCAAGAUUGAACUCGAAUCAAGUGAGAAACCGGAAAUAACGCGGCGCUGUUAUUAGCGUACCAAGUGGAAAUUUUAGUAAGCAAGGGAAAAUAAUGAACGAAUAUACGGAUUCCCUUCAACCUCCGUUAAAGAAAGCCAAAUUGGACGAAGCUGAUAUGUUUAUGACUAUUGAUAAGUAUAUUGAUCUAAUUGCUUCUACAGAUAAACCCUUAAAGGUUGUUUUAGAUGAGGUAGUAUCAGCUCCUCUGCCUAUAACUAAAGUAUGUAUUGGACAUAUUAAAGAUGUUAAAGCUAUAUCGAAAACAGUCUUGCUUCUAAAUGAGAAGAUGCCUUUAAGGGAAUUGCAGCACUUGAAAAGGGUACGAAAACAGGAAAUUGUGCUCUGCCCAAGUAGUUACUUGAAAGACACAAGUAUUAAACAAUAUUUGGCGGGAUGUGAUGAAAAAUUAACUGAAAUUUUUGAUUCUUUCAAGGAAGCAGAUGUACCAAUGCUACCACCGAAGCUCAAAUCGCAAUUCGAUGACACCAGAAAGUAUUGGCCAUGCAAUUUUCAUCCGGAUAAAUAUUUAGAAAAACUAUUCAGUGAUAAUGUGUUUUCGGCUGACGAAAAUAAAUUGCAUAGAUUGUAUAUGCGUAUGGUGUUUGUAGUGACUAAAUGGUUUUGUGAAAGGACAGGCAUUUCUAUAGGACACGUAAAUUCUAAUAGAGUUUCAAAAGAUUUAAAUGUGACAGUUAUUGUUGAUCCAAGUAUUAAUAGUGUUGUUGCGAUAUCCACAGAUAACAGAUUGAAACACCCUAUUCAACAUUCAGUAAUGUUGGCUAUAGACAAUGUUGCUAGAACUCAAAAAGGAGGAGCAUGGGACAUCGACCAUAAACUUGACGAUGACGCGUUUAUAGAUUUGGAAUUGUUGAACUUUUUGAAAAUGGAAUUCCGAAAUGUCAAAUUUGGGCACAGAAAAUUUGUAAGCAAACGAGAUUCUUCUAACAAUGGAAUAGAGGUAUUGGAUCAAGAUGGGCCGUAUCUAUGUACUGGGUAUUACGUGUAUAUGUUGCGAGAGCCUUGCGUUAUGUGCUCUAUGGGAUUGGUGCAUGCUAGAGCGAGACGGAUAUUCUUUUGUUUCGACAACGAAGAGGACGGAGCAUUGAAGUCGAAAGCAAAGCUGCAAACUGUUGCAUCGUUAAAUCAUCAUUUUGAAGUGUUUACUGGGUUUUUAUAACAGCGUUACGUGUUUUUUUAUAGAAAUG